GUUGGGAAGGGAAGCAGGCAGAUGGACACUCCAGCAGCCCCCCAAACUCCACCUCCAGCUCCUCACCCUCGGUGAAGCUCGAGAACUCGCUGCCAGGGCUGCCCAAGAAGCCCUUCCCCAGAUCUGACAGGCUCCAUGCACGCACUUGCACAGAGCAGCAGAGCCCAAAAGAAAUCCCCAGCAACAAACUGGCCUUGACUGGAGACUUAAACCAGACAACUGCUGUGGCCAAAAGGAGCUGUAGGAACCCUCCUGAGAAGCCAGGAUGCCAAGGGAGUUCUGGGCUGAGCCCCGAGGAGUCGGAGCGACUGACAGCACAGCCCGAGGCAGAGCCCGGCCGGCCCCGCAGCCCCCCGGCCCCACGCCGGGAGCAGGGCACAUCCACAUCCCCCUCGGAGCCCCUGGCAGCCCCAGCAGGCGGCAGGAAAGCAGGAGAGGAGGGCAGAGAGGAGCUGCAGCCCAAGGCAGCCAAGCCCACCGAGGCAUCCCCAGAGCGGCGAGCGGCCAGAGCCGGCGAGAGACCCGGCCCCGGCCGGGAGAGAGCCCACGGGGAAACCCUGCCCCAAAAACCCCCCGGCGCCCCCAGCCACCGGGCAGAGGAGCAGAGGAAGCCUGGGGCGACGAAGGAAGCGCCAGGAAGGGAAUCUCUGGGUGCCCCGAGCAAACCAAAGAGCCCCGAGGCAGGCGGGGGAGCGGCGAAGGCGCAGAGCCCCGCGGCUGCCCCGGCCACGGCGGAGAAGGAGAAGGAGAAGAAACCCCCCGGGAACGAGGCCAUGGAGGUCGGGGUGGAGGCCCACAAGAGGAAGUCGGAGAGCAGGGAGGAAGCUGCAGGCACCCCCGAGAAGAAGCCCCGUGUGGCUGAGCCCUGCCAGCACCAGCAGGCCUUUCGGAGCCAGCCCUUUCCCGGCGCGGGGCCGGCGGUGCCGCGGGUGCCCCCGCUCAAGAUUCCCGUGUCCAGAAUCUCCCCGAUGCCAUUUCCUGCGGGCCAGGUCUCUCCCAGGGCGUGCUUCCCCCUCUCCCUCAGCAGUCCGGGCAGGACAGGGGCCAGGACCUUGGCCGACAUCAAGGCAAGAGCCCAGCAGGCCAAGGCUCAGAGGGCAGCGGCCGCCGCCGCCGCCGCCUCGGCCGGGGGAGCCGUGCCGGGGCCCGGCCCGGGCGGGGGGAGACCCCCGGGCAGGGGGGGAGACCCCGGCGGAGCCACCCAAGCUGCAACUGGAGCGAACGCACUGGAACUGGCAGGAACUGGAAGCGGGGGAGGUUCGAGAAGGUUCCUUCCCCACGGCCCAGGGCCCCGUUCCCAGGUGGAGGGCCAGGCGGAGCCGGGAGCUGCUCGCCAUCCUCCUGGAGCACAACUACAGCCAGGGGCCCCCGCGGCAGCCCCGGCGCUAGGGAACGGCGCGGGGGCCACGCCGAGCCCCCCGCGGGGCACGGCCACCCCCGGGUCCCUGAGCACCCCCGGCGGGGACAGGGUGGGGACGGCCCCUCCUGCGCCGGCCCGGGGGGCUCCGGCAGCUGGGAACGGGAGCGGUCCCUCAGCAGGAGGCGGCCGUGACCUUCCCAAAGGCAAAUCUCCUUCUCCUCUGGUGUCCCCCGUGCCACCCGCGGGCCCCGCAGCUCAGGCUGGAGCUGUGGGUGCACCCGUCCCAGCCUCCAGCAGCUCCUCAGUAGCAGCCAGCCUUAAAUCUCCUCCCGGUGGGGCCCUGCCCCGAGCGAGCUCCAGCAUUCCUGCCAACAACCCUUUGGUCACCCAGCUGCUGCAGGGCAAGAGCGUCCCUCUGGAGCAGAUCCUGCCCAAGCCGCUCACCAAAGCAGAAAUGAAAACCGUCCCGGUGGCUCCUCAGGAAGAGAAGGGGGUGGCAGCUCCCGGUGCGGCGGGGAACGGCGCCGAGGCGGGGGACAGAGCAUCGAGUUUGCCCCCGCAGCAGCUUGGGAAGAUCUUCUGCCAGAACAGGCCUCUGCCUCACAUUCCAAGGACCUUCCCGCUCGCCUCGGGAAAGGACCCCGGGCCUGAGCAGCACCAGGGCCACGAGGCGCUGAGCAAAUCCACCCAGGAGCAGAUCCUGCAGACUCUCAUCAAGAGGGUGCAGAGGCAGAGCCUGCUGCCCGUCCUUCAGCCCUCGCAGCUGAACCUCCCGCACUCAGGUUUCCCGGUGGAAAACAGCUCCACCAGCCAGAGAUUCAUGCUGGGCUUCACGGGCAGGAGGACGUCCAAGCCUGCCAUGUCUGGCCACUACCUGCUCAACAUCUCCACCUACGGCCGCGGCUCGGAGAGUUUGAGGAGAGGCUUCUCCCUGAACGCCGAGCCCCGCCUGGGGCUGAGCAGCCCCGCCGAGGGUGCCGGGGCAGAGCUCGGGGAGGGCGAGGACACGGGCGGCCAGGGCAGCAGCAGCGAGGAGGACGCGGACGACGAGAGCUCCGGGGACGAACGGGAGCGCAUCGGCGUCAAAGAGGAGCCGCGGGCGGGGCAGGGGGAGAAGGAGCAGGGCCCUGCAGAGCCCGGCUCCCUGGGGGCGAAGGCCGAGGCGGCCCCGGCAGCCAAGGAGAAGGUGGCGGCGCUGGACGGCACGGCGCUGGCCCGGGACCUGCUGCAGGCGGCGCAGGAGCAGAUGGCCCACGCCAUGAGGAGCAAGGGCCACGGCGGCACGGAGCUCUUCGGGCCCCCCACCCCAUCCCCAGACCCAGCACAGCCCCCGCUGCUCCCCGCCCCGCACGCCCCGAAGCUGCCCGGGAGCGCCGGGGCGCAGCUCCUGGGGCCCAGCUACAGCGGCACCAUCAACGUCUCCACCUCGCCCAACGUGGGCCAGGGCUCGCUCAUGAGCGAGUGCAAGCAGCUGGCCAGCUCCAUGGGCAACGUCAUGUCCUUCUCCGUGACCGUCACCACCAUCCCCACCGGGCAGGCUGUGAACUCCGGCGGCCACGGGCAGAGCCUCCCGGUGCAGGCGUUCGCCGAGGACGGCGCCAUGGAGGAUCCCCCUUCCAAAUGUUACUGCAGGUUGAAAGCCAUGAUCAUGUGCAAGGGCUGCGGUGCCUUCUGCCAUGACGACUGCAUCGGCCCCUCCAAGCUCUGCGUCUCCUGCCUCGUCGUGCGGUAACGGGGGCGGCACGUGGGGAGUAGCGCGGCUUCCUCCGGGGGCUGCUGUCGGAAGAAUCUUGGGAAGAAACAGGAAUUUUACUGCCUUGCACAAGAGACACGUUACUGAAUCAGGAAUACAGAGUUAGAGUCCUUCUUUCAUUAACGAAAGAGCACCUUCUUGUACAGGGAGUCGAAAUCGCGCUCGACUACGUGAAUUGUGACAAGAGUUUGCACUUAAGGAAUUAUGUAAAUACGCCACAUUAUUUUGUUUAAAGAUAUUUUUUCAAUCUUUUAGGAGAUAGCGUUUGACUUGUACUGCAGUUCCAGUAACCCCAGCCUGCUCUGAGCACGUUUGCUGAGCUCUGCUCUCCCCGGGGAGUCCAGCCCACAGCCCAUUGUUGCCCUCUCUUGGCAGAGGGAAUGGGAUAAUCCAGUGCAGCCGUGUGUGCUGAUGGAGCACCGAGGCAGGAGCCCUGAGUGGGCUCCCUUGGCUGCUCCCAGUUCAGAUCCCUGGCGUGCCAGCCUUUCCCUCCAUCGCCUUUCCCUCUGUUGCAGAGGCUCCUGGGCUGUGCAGUGCAGGCUGGCGUUCCUGGUUUGCAGGUCCCCCUCUCCCAGUAUCCCAGCUGAAGGGAGGUGUCCGGGUGUGCUGCUGCUGGAACUGCAGGGAGCUGGGCUGGCCAGGGGAGUCACCAGAACAGCUCAGUCCUGGGACUGUCUGUGACCCACCGGGAGCAGGGGUCACACUGCUGUGCCUGGCCAGGCAGGGCUGGCAGGAAUCUGCCCCCUGCGCAUUCCCAGGGCUGGCAGGAACCUGCUCUCCUGGGCAUUCCCAGGGCUGGCAGGAAUCUCCUCCUCUGGGCAUUCCCAGGGCUGGCAGGAAUCUGCUCCCCUGGGCAUUCCCAGGGCUGGCAGGAACCUGCUCCCCUGGGCAUUCCCAGGAGCUGGAGCUGCCAUCCUGUGGCCCAGAGCCAGCUGCUCUUGGGACACAGGGGCAGGUGAUGGGCACAAAGCAUCACCCUGGGUCCUGCCAUGCUCUGGGAAGCGUUUUGUUCUCAUCCAAACACUCCCAUGGUCAGACAUCUCCAGUUUCUAUCCAAGAUUUUGUAUUUCCUGGGUGUAGGGAGAGGCAGUCGAGUGUCUGCCUGGGCCUCGUUGGGUGGCUCUUUGUGUUUGAAAUACCAAAUUGGGCUGAGCUCAGCUCAGCUGGGCCCAGCUGAGGGAGGGGUGCUGGGGCAGCCCCUCAGAGCUGAGUGGGGACACGGCUGGUGGCAGCUGUGCCCCUGACAGUUCUGGGUUCCUUCUCUUGCACUGAGGGAAGUGAAAGCACAGUGGCCCCGUGUUCCUGGAGCUGAGGGCACCGAUGGAGCACGAGUCACCCGAGGGCUGUUCCCCUCCCGGGCCGGGUGGAGGCCUUGCUGCAUCCUGGUCAGGGAACAGAGCUAUGUAUGUUUUUGAUGGAAAAGCACUGAAUUCACUUUUAAUCCAAAGGCCUUUUAAAGCUGAAGCAAUAUUCCCCCAGCAGCGGGGCAGCUGAGUGGUGCACAGACUCUCAGCCUUCCCUUCCCCUCUCCUUUGUACUACUGCUCCCCUGUCCUUCUCCCCGGGAGCCCGGCACUGGUGGUGAGGAGCAGAAA
Pyrgilauda ruficollis (rufous-necked snowfinch) is the source of this 4707-nucleotide messenger RNA. It is a transcript of the gene ASXL2, whose product is annotated as ASXL transcriptional regulator 2. The annotation marks the transcript as partial. The transcript is spliced from 4 exons. Gene Ontology annotation, cellular component: PR-DUB complex. The record is from RefSeq and is a predicted model, not a curated record. Gene Ontology annotation, molecular function: DNA binding; chromatin binding; peroxisome proliferator activated receptor binding. Lineage: Eukaryota; Metazoa; Chordata; Aves; Passeriformes; Passeridae. Gene Ontology annotation, biological process: animal organ morphogenesis; positive regulation of transcription by RNA polymerase II.